AUGGUUUUUAGAACUAUCUGGAGAAAUCGUAUUUUUGACAAAAACAUUGCUCAAUUUUUUUCUCAAAACCAGAUUUUGUUAGUUCUUAUCCUUUAAAAGAGUAAUGGGAGCGAUCUGUUUAUUUAUAUAGCGAUGGCCAUUUAUAAUGUUCGGGGGGGAUAGCCUCUCUUUAGCGCACUGGCUAACAACAUUGCCGCUAGGAACGCAUAAUUAAUGCAAGGUCAAACUCUGUAUGCUCUGUGUCUGUAUCUCUGUGCCAAAGGGUUCCGCCCACUGGUUCCGCCGCGAGUUCCAUAACUGUGUAUCUUAAACUGUGACGAAACUGUCGAAGCAUUUCUGGGCUGCUAUGAUCUAGUGGAUCAUCUAGAUCUACUCAGCCUUUUGUAGCAAAUGAUAUUGAUUGUGCCUCUGUUGUUUCGUUUCUGUUGACAAAAAAUACAACUCUAAAAUACUUGAUUAAAUUAAAUUCGGGAAUAUGGCAACGGCAGUCGAAACCCCGGAAGUGAGUGUAACUGGUCAACUUGUUCCCUUGAAAGAGAUUGAUAGAAUAAGAAAUGCUGUUUGCUUGUUGAAAUCAAAUACCAAAGACCAAAGCAAGUCAUGGAGUGCUUCUGGAUUUUAUGUAAAGGUGAAACUAAAAAAAGAAGAAAUUCAUUGCAUCAUGACAAAUUUUCAUGUAUUUCAAAAGAAACAGGAAAAUAGCGAUGAUAUGGUGGCUGUGUUUCAUCAUGAGUCAACUGAAAGCGAAUCUUUGGAACUUCUCCUUGUGCCGUUCAGAUUAUUUGCGUCAAGCAUGGUACUGGACUAUGUAUUGAUUCGAGUCAGAGAAAGCGACAUGAAAUCCAUAGGGGUGAAACCAAUACUGGCUGAUAGCAGUAGAUUACCAGAUGUCCAGGGUGGUAAUAUAGUGUGCAUUAUUCAACAUCCAGGAGGGAUGGAAAAGCAUUAUAGUCAUGACAAAGUCAAGCGUGUUAACAAACCAUUUAUAGAAUACAAUGCUGAUACAUGCGAUGGAUCUUCUGGAUCACCUGUCUGUAUCUUAGUUGAUUCAAAAUUGUUAUUGAUUGCAUUGCAUAGCUCUGGUUUUACUAAUGAUAGAGCUAAUAACCCAAGUGCUAAUUGGAAUAAAGGCGUGCUUCUUUCAGCUAUAUUGCAUCAUCUUCUCACUGGAGUAGUUCCAGAGCUUCCUACGCCCACACCUGGUGUUCCAGAUCAAAUGGAGAGUGGUAGUUUGACUGUCGGAGGUAAGAAAGAUCCUGCUAACAGAGUCACAAGAGAUGAUAUUGUUUGCAUAGCUCACGAUAUCAGCGGAGAGUGGAAGCAGCUUGGCAGAGCACUUGGACAUUCGGACAGCACUUUAAAAAUCAUUGACGCAGAUAAUGAUAAAAUAAAUGAAAUAUUAAAAUCCGAUGAAAUUCCAUGUUAGUUGCUCUGACUAAAGUGAACUCAGGGUUAAAACGUUGCGAAGUGAGUAAGAAUUUGACAUCACCUUGGACCACAAAUAAUAUAGAUACAGAGCUGAAACUACCAGGGGCAGGAAUAAACGGCACAGUGCCGUUAUUCAAAUUCUGUACAUGCAUGCGCGUAUCCACCAGUCAUUGGUAUCACAGUUAGAAUAUGCAUGGUUUGGAGAGUGGAGACAAUACCACUCAUUAACUAUGUUAUUGUCUAGGUUUAUGCAGAAAAUGGUUCUUUUCUCGUCACGUGUCUGUUGUAUUUUAGCCAAAUUUACCAAUGGCUUCCGUCUUACCACAGCUCAUAGUCUUGCUAAGCUCAACCUUGACUUGAAAAAUGUGUCAAUUAUAAGAUUACUAUUGGUUUAUCUGUGGCACAGACUGUGCAAACACUACCAAUAGACAUGUGAUGAGAAAGGAACAUCAACAAUUUUUUGCUAUGUGGUCUCCAAACCAUGUAUAUUCUAUUAACUGUGCUGGUAUCCACACGUUCCACCUCUAUAUAAAUAAUAUAACUGUCUGCUCCGUUGUACUGGUCUGCUCUGUGUAAAAUGUAAAUCCUAUUUCAGAAUAUUAUUAUUAUUAUUUAAUAUUAUUUAACAAGUUUAUUCAUGUUCCGGUAUUUUCAUCUACAGAAUCUACCAGAAGUAUUCAUAAACUAUUUUUUGACAAAUAAGCAAAUUCAUAAUCAUAACACAAGAAAUUCUUCAUUGAUACACAAAAAGAAUAAUAGAACAAACUAUACCAAACAUACCCUUGCCAAUAAAGGCAUAGAAGUAUGGAAUAAUCUUCCCACAAAAUAUAAAGAACCUAGGUCUUAUGCUUCCUUCAAAUCAAUAAUAAAAAAGUACUUUUUACAACUAGAUUUAACAAUAUAACAUGUUUUUGUAAAUAUAAUUAUGUAUAUGUAUGUAUGUGUAUGUAUGUAUGUGUAUGUAUGUGUAUGUAUGAAUGUAUGUAUGUAUUUAUAUGUAUCAUAAAAUACUUCUUUUCUUUUCCUUAUUAUCUGAAAAACACUUGAACUGACACGAGCUUAAAUUUAUUGAUAUAGCUUAAUAAACCUAGGGGCCUAAAGCAAAAGCCAUGUGGUUUCUAGUAGGCUCCUAGCCCAUUUCUUGUAUAUAUCUAUUCUUUGUAAAUGUCAUAUUUUUUGUUGUUGGGCGAA
Messenger RNA from Dendronephthya gigantea, 2619 nucleotides. RefSeq lists its product as uncharacterized. The record is from RefSeq and is a predicted model, not a curated record. Gene Ontology annotation, biological process: signal transduction. Gene Ontology annotation, molecular function: protein binding. NCBI's taxonomy places the organism in Eukaryota, Metazoa, Cnidaria, Anthozoa, Malacalcyonacea, Nephtheidae. The transcript is spliced from 6 exons. Bases 476 to 1426 code for a protein of 316 amino acids.